AUGGAGAAUGAUCCUAAUAAUUCUUCCAACUCUGAAAAAUUCCAAAUAACAUGGAGCUCCGAUGAAUUAUUAGGCAUAAGCCAAGUUAAGUUUUAUAGAUGUAGCUUUUGUGACAGAGGUUUCUCCAAUGCACAAGCUCUAGGUGGACACAUGAAUAUCCAUAGAAAAGAUAGAGCCAAGCUUAGAGAAAUUUCGAUAGAAAAUUCAAAUAUCAAGAAGCCUGUCAGUCCUUCUCCUGAUGUUCCGGCACCUUUAGGUGAUGACUUAUUGCAACAAGAAGUAUCUAGCGAUGACACGAGUAGCCCCUCAAAAAGGCCAUGUGUCACACCUGAAGAAGAACGUGAUCAUCAUCAUCAUCAUCAUCCUAGUUCGAAAGCAAAAGAAAUUGACAAUCAUGAUCAUCAUCCUAUUUCCAAAGCAAAAGAUGAUAAUCAUGAAGUGAUCAUUGGAGGUGAUAUUUUACAAUUACCCUUGUUUGUGGACUCUCCAUUCUCUCCAUCAAAAGAAGUAAUCAAUUGUGAGGAAAAACAAGAAGGAAAUGAGGGCAUGCAAUUGAGUGUUGAGUCAGAAUUGGACCUUGAGCUUCGGUUAGGGCCGGAACCUCCAAAUCCUCAAUAA
This is a messenger RNA of Lycium barbarum (goji berry), 618 nucleotides long. RefSeq names its product transcriptional regulator TAC1-like. The transcript has a single exon. Lineage: Eukaryota; Viridiplantae; Streptophyta; Magnoliopsida; Solanales; Solanaceae. Bases 1 to 618 code for a protein of 205 amino acids. The record is from RefSeq and is a predicted model, not a curated record.